UGGAUCAAAUGUUGCAGGCAGAUAAGAAUGAGGCUUUAAAGAAGGCUCUGUUUCGUGGUGAUGUGUCUUUAAUUGAAGAACUCUUAAACUCAGGCAUCAGCAUAGAAACUAGCUUUCAGUUUGGCUGGACUCCCCUGAUGUGUGCUGCCAGCGUGGCCAACUUCGCAGUAGUGCGUCUUCUUCUGGACAGAGGUGCCAACGCAUGUUUUGAAAUAGAUAAAUACACUGUGCUGAUGGCAGCAUGUACUGCACAAGCUUCAGAGGAGAACAUCUUGAAGACUGUAGAACUGCUUCUAUCAAGGAAUGCUGACCCUAACCUUACUUGCAGGAAAAAAAUGACUGCACUGAUGUAUGCAGCUAGAAAAGGCUAUGCUCGCGUUGUUGCUCUGCUUGUUGCUUGUGGAUCACACAUAAAUGCCCAAGAUGAAAAUGGAUAUUCAGCAUUAAUAUGGGCAGCGCAGCAUGGACAUAGAAGUGUAAUUUUGAAGUUGCUUGAGCUAGGAGCUGACAAAAAUCUGCAGACUAAGGAUGAAAAAACAGCAGCAGAGCUAGCAAAAAUCAACAAACAUACAGAGAUUUUUAGUUUGCUCUCUUUGGCUGCAAAUCAUGUGCAAGGGAGAUACCAUAAAACAGUUGAGCAAGAGGCUAUCUGCAAAUUUCUGACAGCUGUCUCUGACCACAGAGUUGGUUCCUAUUCACUCUUUGAUGACAUGGAAGUGUUUUUACAUGGUCUUGGUCUAGAACACAUUAGAGGACUAUUGAAGGAACAAGAUAUAACUUUAAGAGAACUUCUGAUCAUGCAAAAAGAUGACUUAAUACAGAUUGGCAUUACAAAUCCCGGAGAUCAAGAGAAACUCCUAGGUGCUAUUAACGAGCUGCAAGUGGAUGAAAAAAGAAUUGAAGACUUCUCUGAAAUUCUGAACCUGGAAUUGAGUGAAGAUGAAUUCUACAAGUUUCUUCAGAAGCUGAAUAAAGAGUGUAGUAAGCUGAUCGUUCCUGUGCAGACCAUGAAUAAGCAUUUUCUCAAAAAUUCGCACAAGAUGGUACUGCAGUGGGCACCGACUGAAACUUACAUUGAACUCUGCAAAGAUUUGGUUUGCAGUGUUAAGAAUCUGGGAGAAGAAGUUGCCAAACUGAAGGACCUGGUAGUGAAGCAUGAACAGAAGAAUGAACCCAACCAAGUGAAACUUCCAAAAAAAGCAGCCACCUUGGAAAAAAGAUUAGUAAAGAUGGGAGGGGUAACAUUGCUUGGAUUUGGUUUUUUCUUCUUUAUAACUAAAUUAGUGGUAAAGAAAACCUGAAUUUAGGUUUAGUGCUGUUUCUCAUCAUAUCUGUAGUAGUAUCAAGUAUGUACUUUGAUCUAGAAAUAAAGUUAUUAAAAAAUUAAAACUGUUACUUAAGAGUAUCUUAUGCAUUUAUUUUGAAAAUUUUUUGUAUACAAUGUAGGUCUAAAAUCCUGUCGAAGCUGCUUUUCUUUUUUGGCUUAAAGUUGUGAUUAUUGCUUACUAAUUACUAGUUUCAUUUUUUUUACUUUUAACUGUUCGGAGAUCAACAUAAGCAAAUUCUUCUGAUUAUAUCACAUGUUUGUAUUUAAAAUUAUAAUGCAGAUGUGUUUUGGGGGUUGGGAGGGUUUAAAAUAUUUUAAGUAUCAUAUUCAAUGUUAUAUUGAUAAAGAUCUUUUCUCUUGCAGAGAGAUAUACUUUUUUUUUUCUUUUCGCAAUCAAGAGGACUGUGGAGAUCUUUUUACACAUUGCCUAAAAAGUAAUUUCCCACUGAACUAUGAUAUUCAAAUUAUGCCUGAAAUCUGUUUCCUUAGGGAUACUCACUUCUAUUAAGAGUUUCAUUACGUCUAUUAAAAGGAUUAUAACAGUGCUUUGCUGUAAGAAUGCAGGCAACUUAGAAGGCAUAGCAGCAUGUUUUUUCUUGGUCUGGUCUUUCACUACGAAUUUUUUCUUAAUAUUUUUGUCCACUUAAAAAGGUGUUUGUAAUCCCAGAGUGAAGCAUUAAUAACUGGUUUUGAUCUGCUCUACCAAAACAGCUAUGUUGGAAAAAGGGGAAUUGGUGUAAGUGAAUUCAAAUCAGUUAUGUUUUUGCAUACUUCAACAAACAUCUUUAAAAAUGCAAAAUAUUUUGGAAGGGACUUUCUUCUAUCAAAAUGAAACAAAAGGAGUCUAAAUAACCAUAAACCUGGAUGGGUGUGUUACACUUUAGGUCUCUGAGUUUUCAGAAAUGUUGUGUGGAAUCUUUGUCUUUGGUAUUCUCUCCAGAGACCAGUAAGGAGAAGAUAAAAACUUGAGUGCUAUUCCAAUUGCUGUAACUGCAGUUUUCUGCUUUUUU
Manacus vitellinus (golden-collared manakin) is the source of this 2337-nucleotide messenger RNA. RefSeq names its product ankyrin repeat, SAM and basic leucine zipper domain containing 1 (gene ASZ1). Lineage: Eukaryota; Metazoa; Chordata; Aves; Passeriformes; Pipridae. The record is from RefSeq and is a predicted model, not a curated record. The transcript has 12 exons. Gene Ontology annotation, cellular component: pi-body. Bases 9 to 1301 code for a protein of 430 amino acids. Gene Ontology annotation, molecular function: protein binding. Gene Ontology annotation, biological process: piRNA processing.